GCGCGGCCGAGCUUUCAGUCGGACGCACGCUCGCGUCGGGGGUACUUGUGCGCAUCGAGGGUACGCGCGAACGAGAGAAAGAGAGAACACGAGCAGGAGAAAGAGAGAGGUACACGCACGUCCACCCGCACGUAAAGCGCGGCACGGGGAUCGGCAACCUCGAAAGGUGGAGUAGCGUCUCGGGCGGCAAAAUGGCGGUCGUGAUAAGAAACAAAUGAUUCGGGAUUGGCGAACAGCGAUAAACUGAGAGUCGCGCGAAAUCCAUCAGGGGUGGUUUCGACGGCGGUGGUUCUUCUCCUCCGAGGGGCGGCGAGCGAAAUUAUACGUGCGUAUUGUUCCUCCCGGGCCGGUGAUCGGGUCGCGAGAUAGAGAGACGCGUCGCGAGCGCGACGCGCUCCCCGCCCCUUCCCGGUGCGAGGAGGAGAACACCUACCUCCCGGAUUCGGAAUCACGAGGGUUGGCCAUGAGGGAUUCGGCCGCGGGACACACGCUGGUCGCGUGCGGGCGCGCUGACGUGUGAGCUGUGUGAUUCGAUUAUCGAUCACGGGAUCCAAGGCGAGUCGGGGGAGGAGGGUGCGCGACGUACUCGAGGAUGCUGCUCGCGGAAAGAGCGACGUGGUGGAAUUCGGCCGCGGGACAAUCCGGAGCGGCAAACGGUUUCGAUGCCGAUUCGAUAGAUUGAUGGACCUGAUGCCGACGGAAAGGACGACCGCGUCGCAACCAUGCAUCUGCACUUCGAGAAGAAUAACAACGCCAAGUGCGACUGCAAUAUCUUGUCGCUCAGCUGGAUGGGCAAAGUGCCGGACGAGUCGCCGGAGGAUGAAGGAUGGAAGCUCUAUCGUACAAAUUACUACCAAGAAGGAUGGCUGGCUACCGGCAACGCUCGCGGCUUGGUAGGGGUGACUUUUACUACAUCGCAUUGUCGUACCAGAACCGCGGAACUUCCACUCAGGGCAAAUUACAAUCUCCGAGGGCAUCGUAGCGAAGUGAUACUCGUUAAAUGGAACGAACCCUAUCAAAAACUAGCCUCGUGCGACAGUUCGGGUGUAAUCUUCGUUUGGAUCAAAUACGACGGACGAUGGAGUAUAGAAUUGAUCAACGACAGAAGCACACCUGUUACGCAUUUUUCUUGGUCCCACGAUGGUCGCAUGGCUCUUAUAUGUUACAGAGAUGGUUUCGUACUGGUCGGGAGUGUCGCUGGUCAAAGGUAUUGGUCGUCGAUGCUCAACGACAAGGCGACGAUAACCUGCGGCAUUUGGACUCCGGACGAUCAGCAGGUCUACUUCGGGACGACGGCGGGCCAAUUAAUCGUGAUGGACGUUCACGGGGCUAUGGUGUCGGAGGUACAACUGGCUGCCGGUGUCACCUCGAUGGCGUGGAGCGCCAAGAAGUUCACUAUGGAGGAGGACGAGACGUGUGAUCGAAGUCAGAAAGAUGACCGGAAUUACGUCCUAGCCGUUUGCCUUGCCGAUGGCAACAUCGUCAUGUUGCGAUCGUUCGACGACGUGUCACCCAUCACGAUACGCAGCAAUCUGAAGCCGCCUUUGCACGCCGAAUGGAGCAACUCCAGGAAACUGCUCGCUAUCGCGGGCACGAAGGAGUCCGAACACCUUCACUCGGGAAGUCCGCAAGAGUACACGAAUCUGCUCAAGUUCUACUCGGUCAACGGUACUCUCGUCUACACGACUGAGAUUCCGUACACGCAAUGCCCUGUAUCGGCAUUGACCUGGGGACACAACGAUAGGCGACUCUUCGUAGCCACCGGAGCGCGCGUCCACGCCGCUUGGGUCUCCAGGAGAGUAGGCUCGCUACAAUUGUUGUCGAGGCUAGCGGUGAGAGCGGCUCUCACGAGGGAAUCCAAUGUUCAACAACUCCCAUUACCACCACGAUUGAGAGCUUCAGUAGCCGCCCUGUUCGCCAACACGAUUCGAUGUCUAGUGCCGGAACCGAAGGAACUGCGACGCUUCGUGUCAAGGCCACCACCCGGAGGUAGCCGAUUACAUUGCACCAUGCUCAGACACGCGGUCGAGCCCGUGCCGUGUUACACGCUCUAUCUGGAAUAUCUAGGCGGUCUCGUGCCACUCCUCAAAGGUAGACGGACCAGCAAGAUCCGGCCCGAGUUUGUGAUAUUUGAUCCCCAGAGCCAGGAGACUCUGCAAGUGUUCGACGACAUGUCACAGUGUCCAUCGUAUAGUGACGGGUCGGAUACCGAGAAGGACACCGCGGAUUUAUGCGGAUCGCCCCGAUACCGGAAGAAGAACAGAAAGAAAAGGGACGAGAGACCGAGCGAGGAAGCGACGGAACGAGAGGAGAAGUCGAACGAUCUCGCAUACGUGGAUACUUUGCCCGAGCACGCGAGGCUGGUCGAAGUGACGUCAAACAUUUGGGGCACGAAAUUCAAGUUUCACGGCUUGGCGGACUCGAUUCCCGCGAACCUAGGUCAAGUGACUUAUCGAACAUCGUUGCUGCACUUGCAGCCCAGACAGAUGACGCUCGUGAUGACGGAGCUUCGAGACGAUCUACCUGCAGGUCCGGAUCCGACGUUCAAUCCAAAUCUAUUCUCCGAGGACGAAGAGGAAUCGUAUCAGGAAUCGAGCUCGCGAGCGACCCCGGAAGCGCAACCGCCGCCGAUCGCGCCGAUGACACCUCGCAACGCCCGUCUGAAUCAUCCGAAUCGACCCAAGUCGCAGAUAUCGAAUCAGUUCCUGGCGACGGAGACGUUGCCGACGUCGCUGGGAAAAAUCGAGAGCUAUGAAAGCGAGUACGUGCCCUAUGUAGAUCUGCAGGACAUGGGAAAUCUGUACGAGAACAUAAGAAAUGCCCCCACCAACACGUAUCGUACGCCACCGAGGCACAAUCCGCCGCGAUGCUGCGACGUGCCGGCUCUACAGUCGCCGAAAAACGCAGUCGCGCCCACGCAGACGUUGAUAGCGACGUCGAACGCGGGCACCGAUUACGCCAACAGCAUUCAGAGGAUGAAGAACGUUCUCGCGGACGUUCAGCAGGCCGGCGUCGCGACCAAGAAGGAACUCGAGAACAACAAGCUCAAUCAGAUCGCAUCGGACGACAAGCCAUGUCCUUGUCCAGCGAACAUCAUUUCUAUGCAAAACGGCCAGGCCGCGGAAGCAUCGAGCAGUCGAUACUCGAUCUCGCAGAGCUCGGUUACAAACGGCCUCGAGAACGUCGAUUGCACCUCGGCCGUAUACCUGAACGGUCUAAAUAACAUGGCGUGCGCGAGCAACGUUCCGUCACACGCCGUCCAUCAAUCCGCGAUGUCGCAAAACGCUCACAAUUUUGUACAUAGUAAGAAUAAUCAAAAUACCGAGGCGAGUUUCAAUGCGACGUCGUCGAAUAACAACAGCUCUUCUCAGGUCGGACAAGCCGCUGGUCUACUUGUCAACAAAAACGGCGUACACGGGAUAGUAUCGCCCGCAUGUUCCUAUCAGUUCCCGGAGAACAUCGAACAGUGCUUCGGGUCAUCGUGCUCGCAGUGUUUCGCGAAGCAGAAGGAUCCCAAGUGUCACGUGUGUUAUGGUAAGACGAACGCCGGAACGCCGGGUAUCGUUAAACUCGACGACGAUCUGAUGCAAUUUAGCGACGACGAUAUUGGCGCCGAUAUGGGAAUAAUGCGGGGCGUUCACAGAACCUCGACGGUGAUCAGUAUCGGUCCGAUGUGUUCCAACGACUCGAUAGUCAGAAGUUGCAGCGUCGGUUAUCUGGACCUGGUGGAUGCUCAACUAGUGCCGUGCGACGUGGCAUUGCGAAUGCUGCGAAGAGACGCGCCGAACAAGAGAUUGGUAUUGGUGUCGCGAAAGACGAAACGGCGAAAAAGGAACAAGCCUCAGCCGCAACUCGACGCGAGUCAGCCGAGCUCGAAGCCACCUAGAUUACGCAAUUGCGGCAAGUCCAAGAGUCUGGAUUCCAGUGAUAUCUUUCCGAGCAACGAGCAAAUAGCCUCCCCGCCGCAAUUGCCGGAACAUGUGGAGGAGACGACAGGGGGAGUAAAUUCCGAGGUCGUCGAGGACAACGCGGUCAAAAGUGACGAGUCGGAACCGCCGAAGGAUGCGACGCGAGAGAUCGUCGACAAAUGCGAAGAGAGCAACGGACACGUUAUUCAAGAGACUCAGCUUGAAGAGAAACCGAGCCGACCGCAAACCGUCGCGUCACCUGUCAAGGAAUCGAGCGCGAGUGGAUCGUUCGUCUCGUCGCUCGACGGCCUCGCUGCGAGACUUCGAGAUUUCGACGACAGUCAUUCCUUACCACCUCCUUCCCCUCGGCCAUCCUCGAGAUUGCCAAGGAGUUCGCCAAGUAGCCCAGCACCGUCUAAGAAGGGUAAGAGACCAGCAUCGGCUUCCCCGAUCCGUAGAAGACUUUUGUCGAGUCCAUUGCUGAGCAGAAGGAUGCGAAAGAGUCGUGGGGAAAGCUCGGACGAAGAAGGUCUUCUCCAGGACGAUUCCUCGUCGACGACGAGUUAUCGAGAUUUAGAAACAUUCCAAAAAGCUCAGUUACGUCAAAAGGCGUUACAUCUACAGCUCAAGCAAAGGGGAGCGGGAAUCUCCAAGCCAGAAGCGAUAAGACGCGACGCACAAUUGGUGAUGCACAAUAAGGCGCCCAUGUGGAACGAAUCCAGUCAAGUGUAUCAGCUCGAUUUUGGUGGCAGAGUGACUCAAGAAAGCGCCAAGAACUUUCAGAUCGAGUUCAGAGGUAGACAGGUAAUGCAAUUCGGAAGAAUAGAUGGCAACGCAUACACGUUGGAUUUCCAGUAUCCGUUCAGCGCUUUGCAAGCAUUCGCGGUCGCUCUAGCGAACGUCACGCAACGACUUAAGUAACUAUCGCUCUACGACAUGUUUAAACUGUACGAAAAGGAUUGUGAAACAUGUGUUUGAGAGCGAGUUGGGGAGUCUGAGAAAGUUCGAUCUCUAAGAAUUAAUGAUCUCGCGCGAGGCCUUUAAAAUUGUCGAGAUCAUGGAGUUCAGUUCAUUAAACUGUCCCAGAUAAUGUAUCGAUCAAGCGAGUAAUUUCUGACAUCAUCGAUUCUACUGUGGUGAAGAGGAUCGCCAGGACGAGAAGAUCAUCAGCCGAGACGUAGGCGAAUCGCAUGUUUCGAGGACGCUGUAGUGAAGAAUAUACGCUAAUUUUCGCGAGUGCAGUUGCGAGCGAUUUGAAUUUGAGUGGAACACAAAGAUUUUGUGUCGGCAGCUAUGUUUUGUUAAAUGCUUCUUCGUCGUACCGUCCAAAAUAUUUCGUUUCUCCCAAUUUCGAGCGCUCAUUUUGUAUAGUUUAUGCGACACGUUGGAGUCUAGUGACGCUGUUGACGGUUUACCUCGUUCAUUUUUGCGGUUUCACCGAGUGUGUGUAUUCGAAUUUUAUAUACACAUAUAUAUAUAUACAUAUAAAUAUAUAUUAUAUAUUGACAGACUCGCACGGGCGAGUGUUUCAUGUUGUUCAAUUAAAUGUUUCUUAACGCGUAUGGUAAAAAUAACGAUAAUAAUAGUAAUGAUAAUGAUAUAACGCUAAUACUAUUAAUAGCAAUAAUAAGGGUAACGAUUGUAACGUAACGUUUGACGUCCGGCCUGUCUUCGCCACACACAUGAGAUAACGGGGCAGAUUAAUCCUAAGGAGAGAGCGAGAUAUCGAAAGAUUAGAGCAAAAGCAUGCAUACAUUAUCGCAAGUGUACAUACAUGCAUCGCGAGAUAAGUCGUGUCGUCUAUAACCAUGACUCAAAAAUCGCACGAUCACACCUGGUGCUCGCUUCGUCGAAAAGGACUACGCGAACGAGGCCUGCAGGCACAAAGUGUCGACGGCGAAAAAUUCGUGCAAAAAUUCCGACGACGUCAUAUGUAGAAGGAGUCAAGGUUCCCGCUCGCAUUCUGCCCGAUCCAGAAUUGUUUCUUCGACGCUCUGCGCCCGAAUCUUGAAUUACGUAACGUCUUGUAUUUUCUCACACCCGCAGCAUCGCGAGUUACGCCAAUUCGAAGCGCGCCGCUUCAAUCAACGGCGUUGAUCCGGAUUCAGAUGCCUUUUUUUACACCGCGAGUCGCACGUUUCGAGUCUACAUCCGCAUCCGUUCCAGGCGGAUCCAUCCAUUAGCGACAGCGCACAGUUUUAGAAACUCUCGCCGGACAUUCGGGCUGAUCAAAGUGCCGAAUGAUAGGCCGAUUGAUUGGUUCUCUCUAGUCGUCCCUACAUAUUACUCCACACUCUCGCAGCAAGUAAUCGUAACGUCAAGCGCUAUUUUAACGCAACGUCGCGACGAGAAUCGCGAACUCAUGUAGAACACGCGGAUGGAUUCGAAAAGUUUAAUCAACGCGAAAGUCCAUUCAACACGCUCGCAUGCAUUUAUUGGGAAAAAUGAAAGAAUUUUUUUUUUCCCGGACUCUCGUCCGAUAUUCAAAGUCGUACGUGAGUUCGCGAAUUUCUCGUAACGGUGGAGCGAAGGAUUUUAUAUUCCGAGUGCGGAUUUCUCUUUCAUUCGCGAGCGCACAUGUUUUGCAUUUAAUAGAAAGUUUCCCUUAAUACAAUUACAUACGGGGUGAUAUAAAGUUACUCGCGUCUAUGCACACCCCGCUAACUUUUGAAUACCAUUGAACAAGAGCUUGACAACAGGCACAUCGGGCGAUUUCUCGAAUAAAGAAGAAGGGAGGGAGGGGGAUGAAAGGAGAGACGGUUGUUUAAAUGAAAUCUCAGAAAUGUGUAUUCAGAAGUUGGAACGCGCGCGUGAUUGGAGGAUAAUUCUGUACCGUUCGUCGUGUCUCACCACAUCUCGCGUCAUCCGAUUCCGAUCGAACAUAUCUCAUUUGUUGUAAAAAUGUUGCAUCCUUCGGCUCAGCCGAGCAAAGCGGAUUUAAGUCACGCGGAGCAAAACAGACAUAAUGUUACAUCAUCGUGUGUUUUAAGGCCUCCCUAUGAACGGUGUGUCGAAUUUACGCGAGUUAGAAUAAAAGUGCGCGAAUAAAUAUACGCGCAUAUUUCCCGCGUACAAUAUCCGGAAAAGAUGUUAGAACAAAAACCGCGGAAAUUCGAGGAUCCUCGUAUAAGAUACUGUAUAACGCGAAGGCGAUUUUCUAGUCAAGUAAUCGAUGCUGUGAUUAUCCGUACACAUAAAGUAAAAUAAAAUACGCGUUAUACUUCUUUUUUGUAAUCUUUGACAACUUUGAGCGCAUUUCGUAGGAGAUCGCGUGACGCUUCAACGCCGGUAAAAAUAGAGUGCCUACAUUUGCAUUUGACCGAAACUGCCUAUUUAACAAACGAGAUUAAUACUCGACAUCAAGCUGACAAUGAGAUACACACGACGUAAUGCAUACCCAGUGAGAAAUGCGGAUGGAAAAAAUAGCUAUUAAACGUCGUUUAUGGACGUUUAAUAGCUGUCUUCCCGACUUGUCAUUUUUUACCGGGUAAUUCGAAAGCCCCCGCAUCUCGGAUAAAAAGCUUAUUAUAUUCUCACGCAUAUUUCACACGUAUAUUUGCACAUUUAGGCCAUAUGCAUUUUCCAAGAAUAUAAAAAAAAAGGUGCAACGAUCAGAAUUCACAUAACUGCGCAAAAUGGAUCUCUACUGCGAUUCCCGAUUUGUUUCACUCAUCAUCAAGCGCAUAUUUAACACGUGACUGAGCUCCAAAAUGUUCGGCCUAGCUCAAGUUAAUCCUUGAUAAGUUAAUCCUUAACCUUCUAUUCAUCUGUUUGAUGCUUCGUUUCUCUCCUUACCUCUUAAUGAUAGUGUUACAAAAAGAAUCGUGCUUAAGGGAAAAAAAAGAAACGCUAUAUGUAAAUUUUACGACUGAAUAUAUCAUAAGGAGAAAGACGACUUUACCCACUGUAUCCAUUGGAAAUACGAUUUUUCUCGUACGGAUGACGUAUAUUGUUAAUUCAGUUCUUGCCUUAGUGCUAUAAUGAUAAUUCUGUAUAUGUGCAAUGUAAUUUUGUUACUGGAUACAUUAUCGCGAGACUAUUUGUAAAUAAAAAAAGGAAAUACUACGCGUAAGAACGUAGUUAUACAUAUGACA
Messenger RNA from Camponotus floridanus (Florida carpenter ant), 8002 nucleotides. It is a transcript of the gene Tusp, whose product is annotated as tubby-related protein 4. Lineage: Eukaryota; Metazoa; Arthropoda; Insecta; Hymenoptera; Formicidae. Gene Ontology annotation, molecular function: protein binding. The transcript is spliced from 15 exons. The record is from RefSeq and is a predicted model, not a curated record. Bases 723 to 4829 code for a protein of 1368 amino acids.